Passer domesticus (house sparrow) is the source of this 1000-nucleotide messenger RNA. RefSeq names its product polyamine-modulated factor 1-binding protein 1-like. The transcript has 5 exons. Bases 191 to 733 code for a protein of 180 amino acids. The record is from RefSeq and is a predicted model, not a curated record. NCBI's taxonomy places the organism in Eukaryota, Metazoa, Chordata, Aves, Passeriformes, Passeridae.
CUGACAUCCCUGAUUCUUGAACUGCUUCACAGGUUCUUCGCGAGAAGAUUGGUGGGAUAAAGGCAGAACUCUCCCGCAUAUCAGAGGACAUGAAGAAGUUCCAGGAGGCACAGGUGUGUGGUUCUCAAGGUCAUAUUUCCAACAGACUGUCUACAGACAAGUCUCUGACAAUGCUUUCUCCUAGACCUUGAUGGUUUCCCAGCAUCAAGAGGAGAUUGAAAAGUUAAAGGCUGGCCAGCGUCAUGUGUCGGAGGAAAUGAAGAAGGUCCUGAUGUCGCGGGACCAGGACAUGACUCUCAUCCAGGAUCUGCGUGAGGAGGUUGACAAGAUAAAGACAACACAGCUCCUCAUGGAAGGAGACAUAAAGAAGCUUAAGGAGUCUCUUGCCUUAAUGAAGAAGCUGGAGGAAGACCUUAAAAAGCUGAGGGAGGAUAUAGCCAAGUGGAAAGAAGAGAGCAGCAAGGAGAUCUCUCAGCAAAUUGAGGCUUUGCGGCAGGAGACAAGGCGUGAGCUGCAGAAGAUGGGAGAGCAGCAGGAGAGGAGGAAUGCCAUGCUGGAGCAGAUGCUGAAUGAGACAGCCGACCAGCUGAAUGAGCAGGAUCAGGAGCUGAGACAGCAAAUGGAAGCCAAGUUUUUGGAGAUCCAAAAAGACUUUGAGAAACUCAACUUUACAUCAAAGAGCCUCCAAAAGGACUCUCAACAAAAGCAGAGGGAUAUCGAGGUGUGUGGCUGAAACCCACCCCAUUUAGGGUCAGAGCAUCCACCAGGAAGACUCCAGGUGGGGGACCACAAGGAAUCUCCUGCUGACGACCUCCUCUCAGCACUGUGCUUGUUCCAAGCGCAUUUCCCCGAUGUUUUCUGGGUACGGGGAGAGGGGUGUGCUCCCGGCUCCUGGGGUGUGCCUCAAGAGGCAGCUCCAACCUUGCUGUGUCAUGAGUUCCUUUCUGUGCUGAAAGAUGCUGUUCCAGUCUCUGGAGAAGCUGCAGAAGGAGAAGGCAGA